UGGACUCUCUCUGUCUCUCUCUUCGCGCAGGACCUGCACCGCACGGGCUGCAGCAUGUUCUGCGGCCAGUCCAACCAGGCCGUGCUCAAGCGCGUGCUGCUCGCGUACGCACGCUGGAACAAGGCGGUGGGCUACUGCCAGGGCUUCAACAUGCUGGCCGCCCUCAUCCUGCAGGUCAUGGACCGCAACGAGCCCGACUCCGUCAAGGUGAUGAUCUACCUGAUCGAGGGCGUGCUCCCGGAGAGCUACUUCGCCAACAACCUGCGCGGCCUGUCCGUGGACAUGGCCGUGUUCAGGGACCUGCUCCGGUUGCGGCUGCCCCAGCUGUCCCGCCACCUGGAGCACCUGCAGAUGGAGGCAGGGGACAACACAGGAACGUGCUACGAGCCGCCACUCACCAACGUGUUCACCAUGCAGUGGUUCCUCACCCUGUUCUGCAACUGCCUUCCGCAGCCCGUCGUGCUCAGGGUCUGGGACCUCAUCUUCCUCGAGGGGAACCAGAUCCUGCUGCGCACCGCCCUGGCGAUAUGGGACCACCUGGCAGAGCGCAUCAUGACGGUCAGCAGCGCGGAUGAGUUCUACAGCAUCAUGGGCGUCCUGACCCGGGAGAUCCUCGAGUUCAGCCAGAACGACUCCAACCGUCUCAUCAAGACGGUGGUGGCGAUGCAGUGCCCCGAGCUGCCCGCUCUGCGGGACAAGUACAUGUACAACAUAACGCCCUGGACCAGCACCGUGUCCUCCGGGCUGCGCCGAGGCCUACGGCUCUUCUACACGGAGGACGACUCGGGCGACUCGGGAGACAACUCGGACCAGGACGAUGAUGAGAGGAUCGCCGUGGCCGCCGCUUUCGGCAUCGCCGACCUCUUUCGAUCGCCCAGGAGACGAGGGUCGGUGAACGCGGGAGGCAGCGGGCACCGGGGGGCGGCGGCCGGGGCGGGCCCGCUGGCGGCCAUGCCCGCCCCCGACCGAGAGCGGGAGCGGCUCUCCCUGGACGUGUCCAUGCUCAAGCAGCAGUACUGCCGCCUGCGGGAGCGUCAGCGGCAGGCGCACAUCAUCGUGACGGCGGCGUGCGGCGGCCUCGGCGGCCUCGGGGGCCUAGGGGGCGGCUCGUCGGGGCCCCUCAGCGGGCCCUCCGUGGCCAUGAACCACCUCCUGAUCGGCAAGCCCGCCCUCCGCAGCGCCAAGGGCCGCCGCCUGCCGCCGCCUCCGGGGGCCGUGCCGCCGCCCCCCACCAAGACCGCUGCAGCCGCGUCCGCGGCCAAGCGGAACAGCCUGCAGCCUCGGCCGGUGGAAACUCUUCACUGGAAGGACGAGGACAAGCGCAGGAAGUCGCUGGCGGACGGAGGGAGCGAGCUUCCGGUCGAGCGUCCCAGUCGGCCACGCUCCCGGUCCGGAAGCGCGGGCAGCCAGCGCAGCAGCGGCAGCAGCGCCGGGUGCAGCAGGAGCAGCAGCAGCACCUCGACGGAGCUUUGCGACGACCCGGGAGCGCCCAGCGAGGAGGAGGAACACGUCGACCUCGUGCAGUGGGAUUCCAAGACCGACGGCCAAGUGAAAGGGCAGAAAAGGGCGACUCAGACUUCGGCGAAACUACUGGACGAGUCCGUCUCGGAGGCACGCGGGCCGGAAUCGCUGUUGCUGGAUGAGGACUCAGUGCUCCUGCUUCCGGGGCUGAAAUCGGAAACACAAUUAGAUUCCCAAAGUAAAACGACAUUGGAUACAAAUUCAGAAGAGAAGUCGCAGGACGUCGACCUCCUUCAGAUGGAACACCUUGUCGAAGACCAGAGCCUGAACUUGCUGCAGGCCGAGGUGAGGUAUCAGACAUCCGCCGUCUUCGAGCUCGAGGCCGUGGCCGAAGUGAACCAGUGUGCGGGGGACACGGAGACUAGCAGCCUGGAGUCAACUGGAGAGGGCAUCCUGGUGGAAACCGCGAAACUCCCCGUGGAUGCCGAUGUGUCCACACGACAAGAGUUGGACGCGUGGAUGACGGCGUUGCGAGACGACAUAAGCGAUCAGCUGACGCCAACAACAACCGCCGCCGAGGACUCAGGGGAGUCACCGGAUAAGGUGGUCGCGUCGGUGACAGAGAAACUCAGGCUCAUCAUGGAGCACCUGUCGCGCUCGCCGUCCGAAGACUCGAGCGCCAUGCGAGAGUCGUCGUCGCCGACGUCCACGAGCUCGCGAGAGAGUCGUCAGCGCAUCAUGGAACGACUCUUCGGGCGCGAGGGGUCGUUCAUGGAGGAGAGCGGCGACGAGGGGAGCGUGGCCUCGCUCAAGUCCAGCGCACUUGAGUUGGACCUCAGCGAGCUGCUCGACGAACAAGAGGAGGAAGUGGGUGGGCGAGACGCGGAGCGAGCUCGAAGCGCGGCCGGGGACGUGGAGGGUGUCACGGCCAGUAGCAGACGAGCCAAGCGCCUGGACCGUCAGAACAGCGAGCGAGCAUCCAGGAUCAUCCGCGAGAACUCAGAGAUCUUGCAGCGCAUCUCGGCCUGGCAGCGCAGUGGACGCGCCUUCACGCUGCCUGAGCUCAGUGAGCCUCCCGACCUGCUCUCGUCCAGCUGCCCCGUGCACAAGGGGCCGCCGACGACACUGCUCGAGGAUGAGGAGGAGGUGGCGGCCGCCCCGGUCGCGACCCUCAGCCGCGCCCUGUGCAGGGACAAGAGCCAGCGAGUCCCCGCCGACCUGCCUCUGUCGAAACAAGCGUCCCUCGACGAAACAUGUAGAUCCAGCAGAAAGGCCACGGUCAAGACCGUUGAGAGGAUGCAGCUCAUCUUGGACCACGGUGAGACAGAGGCCUCGCCCACCGCGUCGCAGAGGCACACGUUCAAGCCCACUUACAAGUUCCCCGAGAUGUCGCCCCUCACCACGUCGCCGCUGCAGCCGCUACCAGGCGCGCACAUACUCCGUGUCCCGGAGGCCGAGCGGGCCGAGCCCAAGAAGUGGCGGCCAGAGCUAAGUCCACCGAGCACCCCGAUGGUGGAAAAGGCGUUGGCCUCUGCCAGGGCGUCGAACACUUUUACCUCCGUCUCCACCACCUCCUCCGCUCCCCCGUCGUACCUCGCCCCCCGCGGCAGGACGGACGAGGCAGGCCGGUCCCCCACUGACAGACCUAGGCCCGUGGUGGGGUCGGUCCCCCUGGACGCCCCCACGACGCUACCCGUGCAGACGCCAUCGCUGCCUCGCGAGGGACCCCAAGAGCCGCGUGAGGCAUCGGAGGGGCCACAGAGGGGUGCCUCACCGCAAAGCAGCCCACCCGGCAGAGCCGCAGGGAGGCGCAAAAAGGCCGACAAAUCUCCUGACGACGCCGGACCCCCCACAUUCAAUCCAUUCCCGUCCAGAAGCACCGUGCGUCAGCCCAAAGACAUUGGAGUGAAGCUCGGCUUAUAUCCAAGCUCGGCCCCGGCCUCGGCUACCUCUCCGACCACAACGUUAGCCUCGGCCAAAAAGAGCGAGAUAAGGCCAUCGUAGUUGGAAGAAGCGAACCCAAGACUGACAAACCCUCCGCGCGACCCUGUCUUCCUGUUAGUCCCCAAAUAAUAAGGUUUAAUGCACACUUCUGCGGGUUACUAUGCAUGCUCAGCCUCUGGCAUCAGAGGGGCAAAGUUGUCUGUCUUACUGAGAAGUAUAUUCCAUAAAAUGGUUUUCCUUCCAUCACUUUCUUUCUUCGCGAAAUGAUAAAUAAUAUUGCUGAAGUGGCUCAUUGUGUGCUCUCUAUUUAGCAUUGAAGCAGGUGUGAAUUUGUUGAAUUUGUCUCUGGUCAAAUUCAAUCAAAAAUAAAUAAAUGGCGAGCAUAGACAAAUGUUUGUGUGCUAGCAUUCGUCUUUCGAUCUUCGCUGUUUUGGGCUGCUAUCUUUAUCUGUUCCUGUGAUUUACGAGUGAUCCUAUUUUAUAGUUUGCUUUGACGCCAUUAAUAGAAAUAAAUGUUGUCUGAAAAGAAA
This is a messenger RNA of Frankliniella occidentalis (western flower thrips), 3935 nucleotides long. RefSeq lists its product as uncharacterized. Gene Ontology annotation, cellular component: endoplasmic reticulum. The annotation marks the transcript as partial. The record is from RefSeq and is a predicted model, not a curated record. NCBI's taxonomy places the organism in Eukaryota, Metazoa, Arthropoda, Insecta, Thysanoptera, Thripidae. The transcript has 8 exons.